AUGCCAUCCUAUCCCGCUGCGCCGGUAGCAAACAGUUUGUUGGCUUCCCCAUCCGCCGCCGCCGCAGCCGCUACAAUCACUACUACAACUCCAACUACAACCGCCGCCUCGGUCCUCUCUGGCCGGGACUAUAAGCAAGUGCAGGCACGUAAUCAACCCAGGUUACUCAGCCAAGAGGUUCCGGCAUGUGCUCUCCCUUGCCUGGAAGCCUUCAUAUCCUCAGACAGAGCUUGGGACCAUUGUCCGGACCCUCUCGAUGCCAACUGUCUCUGCAAAAAGAGGUCAACUACCGGAUUCACCGUUGCGGAAGCUGGCUUGCGCUGUGUUGCCGAGAACUGUCACGACGCAGAAGUGGAAGAGCACCGGGUCUACAAUAUAUGCUCUGGAAUUGAAGGAGCUCUCCCCAAUACUCAUCCUGUCCUUGGGAUAUCCUCAACAGCCCUUCCAAAACCGACCAUGACACCUCAUCCGGGACCACCAAUGGCGUCGACGACUCCCAUGGCUCCAGCUCCGCCAGCUCCUACUCCUCCUGCCCCAGCUCCCCCGGCUUCAGAGUCUCUACCUAGCAUGUCGAUGAUGAUGGAAACUCCGGCACAGACUGUGUCCUCGUCGCAGAUUACCAGUCUGCCUGCCUCGUCAAGCACCAGAGGCAUACCUGGCGUCGGUCUGCCAACUGACACCAUCGACUUUUCAUAUGUCUAUUCAUCGCCCACGGAGACAGGUUCAGCGUCCGGAGACGCCGGCGGCGCAGGCCGCUCGAACUUGGUCGGCCUCUAUGUCGGUGGUGGCAUCGCCUUCGCCUCCCUCGUCGCUUUCGUUCUUUUCUUCUUCUUCCUGAACAAACGUAGACAAAGGGCGAAGCAAGGCCGGAUAGCGGAGAAGGGACAAAAGGGACCGUAUCUUAAAAUAGACCCUGCCAUGGCCGAGUCGAGAGCAACGCCGGCUUUGAGCAUUUCCAAGGCUUCUUCCAAGCCGAGAAGCUCAGUGUCUCGAUACCAGACUUUGCUGCCUAUCGACAUGAUGCCGUGCUCGGUUGCGUACUUUCAACGAAAUACCCGCGACUUUGAGAAUGAGUAUCUAAGCUCUAGAGGGCCGAGUGUGGUCUCCCAGCGAACAGAAUCAGACCUCUUACCUGAUAAUCCUUACUGUGCCAACACUGGUGCUGGCGGGUCUCGAGCGGUGCCAAAGGAUCACGGUCCUGGGUCGGGGUAUAGCGGAGCGAUGGCAUUCGGGGCUGGGGAUGGUUCUGGUAACCGCGGGCUAGCAAAGGGCUCCUUGCAUCGGGAUGUGUCGCAGGCGGUGGUUGAUCCACUACGCAGUGCUUCCUCACUCAACUACAGUCCAGCAUUGGUUCAAUCGGGCCACAGAGCCGUGAGCCAUAGUCCGCAUAGCUACAAUGGCGGGCCUGGAUACCCUACUCACAGCCCGAACUUGGGUCAGCAGAAAUCCCCAUCUGACCCCAGAUAUCUCGCCGUACCCUCAAUGGUACAUUCUUCCCUUGGACGCAGCAGCCAUGGGAACUCUAGGGAUCAGGUCCUUGCCAGCCACUCGGCACCUCCAUUCGCCCCUCCCGAACCCGUCACGUCGAGAAGCAUCAAUUCAUACCACAGCCAUAUCCCGAGGCAACUGAGCCCGGUACGGGAGGUCCCCAGCACCGGCCCUCCCAGCUCAGCAGGAUCGCCCGAAAUCCCCCAACAAGCCUACCGUCCAGGCCACCUUUCCUAUCUCACCGAAAGCGAUGGCGCAAGCGAAGUUUCUAUCCGCACAUACUCGAAACUCGUUCCUCCACCUCUAGCCACCCGAAACUCCACCCCAGGCAGCCAGUCCACCGAAGCUCUUCCCGACCAUUCUCCCACCCUCCCCAAAUCCAUGCACGCCUGCUCCAUCUACUCAUACUAUUCCUCCCCUCGAAGCAGCGGAGAACACUCCCCGCGACUAACACACCAAUCCUCUUCCAACUCUAAUCAUAAACCCAGCAACCUGCUCGUCAAACGGCGAGGCGAGAAAGUAGCUGGUAAGAUGGGCAACGAAUUUACGCUUCCUGCAAAAUUACAACGACCCAUUCAGAUCGAACACGAUCGGAUUCAUGAUGAUGACGAUUCGACAGCCUCAACUACCCCGCGCUCCAGCAAGCAAAUACUCCCCACGCACAAUAAUACCGCUGAACCUGAACCUACUUCACCAACGGGUCACAAGAUGACACCAUCCAAGCGUGGCGCUGAUAUGUAUCUCAAUAUCGACUAA
Arthroderma uncinatum is the source of this 2244-nucleotide messenger RNA. RefSeq lists its product as uncharacterized. The transcript has a single exon. Bases 1 to 2244 code for a protein of 747 amino acids. NCBI's taxonomy places the organism in Eukaryota, Fungi, Ascomycota, Eurotiomycetes, Onygenales, Arthrodermataceae. The record is from RefSeq and is a predicted model, not a curated record.